Molecule: messenger RNA, 1171 nt
Organism: Micropterus dolomieu (smallmouth bass)
Lineage: Eukaryota; Metazoa; Chordata; Actinopteri; Centrarchiformes; Centrarchidae
Gene: pttg1ipa
Product: PTTG1 interacting protein a
Exons: 7
Coding region: 140-643 (167 amino acids)
Biological process (GO): protein import into nucleus
Cellular component (GO): nucleus; cytoplasm
Source: RefSeq, a predicted model, not a curated record
UGGUUCCUUCUCGGCAACUUCUCUGAUCGAGUUUCAGCUGCGACCGGAGCAGCGUCAGUUCCCCUUUCUGCGCUCACCGGUUUCUCGAAUCUAAUAACAACACAAUAAUAUCUGGAAUAAUCUGUGUCUAAGUGGUUGGAUGAUGGAUUUACGGAUUUUUCUCCCUGCUCUUCUACUUGUCUUCGGAUUGGCGACAGUUUGGGCCCAGUCUUCCGCACCUGGCGAUGUGUGUGAGACAAAGAAUGGGACAAGCUGUGAAGAUUGUCUGAAAAACGUGUCGUGCUUGUGGUGUAUCCAAACCAAGUCCUGUAUAACAUAUCCAGUGAGAACCAUCCUUCCACCGCAUGCAUUAUGCCCACUGAAUGAUGCACGCUGGGGGCUCUGCUGGAUGAACUUCCAGAUAUUGAUAAUCACUGUGUCAGUGAUUAGUGCAAUCAUCAUCAUCGCCCUCCUGAUCUGCCUUCUCCGCUGCUGCAAGUGUGAGAACAUUGGAUCCAAGAGGUUUGAGGCCAAGAUGCAGAGGACGGCUGAUAAGUUGAAAACCAAGCAGGAAGAAAGGAAGGCAGAGAUGAAACAGAGACAUGAGGAAAUCAGGAAGAAAUAUGGUCUAAGUGGGCAAAAUCAGUACUCCAAAUUUGCAUGAGAGGAUCUGUGAACUGAGAUUCACACUAUGACCCUUCUUCUAUAGUAGUCUAUCCUGUGGCUCAUAUAGCAUCAGUCUACUUAUACUAUUUAUUAGGUUAAGUCUUGAGUUUAAUUGGACAGAAUGGAAAUAAUCCAGUUUGUUUAUCAAAAAAGUAUUUUCUUUUGCUUUAGAAAAUUUGUUGCAUCUGAAUUUCCAGAUUCUGUCUGUUUUGCUUCUCUUGGUUGCUGUUAAUUUAGAGAUAUAGUCAGAAAUGAUAAUCUACUUUUGUACUUGUUGGAGGUCAAUUUUCUUGUUAUUGCUGCAUGCUUCACUGACAGAUUGGUUUUUACAUAUUAGGUUUAGAAAAUAUUUUCAUACUAUGAAGUCAAUAUUAAAUCUUCACCCUUGCACACUGAAUUUAUAAAGUAAUCAUUAACUUAAGUUAAAUGUUUUGAUCCUGAAGUUGGACUGAAGUUUGCCAAACCAUAGACUGUAUAUCCUGUAAAGACACAUAAGCAUAAUAAAAGCGACUGGACUUUUAAUGAA